Messenger RNA from Emiliania huxleyi CCMP1516, 804 nucleotides. RefSeq lists its product as hypothetical. Bases 1 to 804 code for a protein of 267 amino acids. The record is from RefSeq and is a predicted model, not a curated record. The transcript has 4 exons. NCBI's taxonomy places the organism in Eukaryota, Haptophyta, Isochrysidales, Noelaerhabdaceae.
AUGGCCGGCUCGGCCAGCCCACCGGUGCGAGACGUACGAGACGAGGACUGGGUCACGCUCGGGGGGGACGAGCUCGCGGACGUGUACGCCCUCCCCGCCGAGGACUACGCUGGCGGCGAGCGCGAGCAGCUCUCCUCGGCGCUCGGCCGGCUCCUCGGCCUGCUGCAGGCCGAGGAUGAGCCCUCGCAAUCGCGAGCGCUGCGGCGAGCGCCUCACUACGCCUUGCCGGACGUGGAGCGCUGGCGGACGCGCACCGAGGAGCUCGAGCUGCUUCGCGAUGUGGUUGUCAUCCACACCUCGCCCGACGGCAGCCGCGGCGCGCUCUGCGAGUACCAAAACGGCGGCCGGCGUGCCGGGCUCGAGUCGUUGCGCCGCGCCCUGGUCGGCGGCCGCUCGCGCCGGCUGACCUCGCCCAUCGCGCGCACUGGGCCUCUCGCUGCGCUGCUGCGGCCGCUGCUGCGCACUUCCGGCUCCGCAAGCGGCGUGGCGCACGGCUCGCGCCCCCUCACCGCCGGCGCCGCUCUGCUGGGCGGCGGCUUUGGACUUGCCACUCUUGGCCCAGUCGGAGGGACGGCGCUCGCUGGUGCCGGAGCCGCCGCAGCGUACGUCGCGUCGAGCCGAUCCCGCGAGUCGGGCGUGUUUGGUGGCAGCGCCACGGCCGACGACGUCGCCGUGCGCGUCGCUGCUUUGGCAGCGGCGCAUCCCCCCCCGGAGGUGGACAGGCUCGGGCUUCAGAUCCGCAUCGUCAGCGCCGACUCUGUCGAGGCGACUCUGCACUUCGCGCCGGCGGUCACUGCCAGCUGA